This is a messenger RNA of Caenorhabditis auriculariae, 6704 nucleotides long. NCBI's taxonomy places the organism in Eukaryota, Metazoa, Nematoda, Chromadorea, Rhabditida, Rhabditidae. The record is from the annotation of a GenBank genome assembly.
AUGUCCUCGAGGCCCUUACUUCCAACUUUAGUUGCUUUUGCUUGUAUUUUUGCUGCGCAAGGUAAGAACUUUAUUGAAAUUAUCGAAAUUUGAUUUCCUAUCUUUCUUAAAUUUUUGGUGCUCUGAGCCCUCUCUUCUGUUUUAAUGUAGUUUUUUUUUGGUUUCUUUUUUUCAUUUUUUAAGUCCGAAACAAUCUUCGCUGUGCUUAUUCAGCCUCUAGACCUUUUAACUAUUUUCAAAAAAACGAUUUUGUACAGUCACUUCCUUGUUUCAUUUUUUCGACAUCAAGAAUUUUCAAAUAUCUUUAAAUUUUUAUGAUAAACUUGCUUUGUAGCAUUUGUACUAUUCAGUAUUUAUUUCUUUUUUUUUCAGAGUGAUAAGAUCCUCUUUAUUUUUAUUUUCAAGCUCCCAAACUCGUUUGUGAUUUUUGCGCCUUUUUCUUGAAGGAAUUUUCACAUUUUUUUAAAAAAAUUUAAAAAUAAUUUUUUUCGAUUUUACCGCGAAAAAUAAGGUCACUGUUUGUUACUUAAUCUUCAUAGAAAUGGUUUUUAAUAUUGAUAAGUGAAGUUUUUUUACUUCUUCAGUUAUUUAAUCGAAAGAGGAAUAUUUAAAUAAUUCGAAUAAUUUUCAUGAGAUUUUCUAGUUCAAAAAUAUUCCAACCACUAUUAAAAAAAUAUUUUUUUUUAGUGGAAAAAUUAACGAAAAAAACUUUUUUUCUAGUGUUUUAGUCUCAAAAAAAUUUCAAAUAUUAUAAUCUCCAACUGCAUUUUGAUAAUUUUCAGUUUCUUCGAAUCAAAAUGAUCAACCGGCCGUUAUUUCCAAUGUUGCAGUUAAACGUGGUCGACAUUUGGAGGUGGGGUUUCAUUUCUACAGGAGGGAAAAAUGGAGAUAAUGAGUAUUCUGGAGAGUGAUUAGAGAAAUAAAUUAAUAAAUAUGUGUCUGGCACUCUCUUCCUUGAACCUUGACUUUUGGGAAAUUUCAUCGAGUUUUUUUUUAUUUAUUCAUAAUUAGCUUCAAGCUGAAGACUAUUACUAUUACUGAUAACGUGUCUGGGACCCUCUCCAUUCAGCACACUGUCUAGCUUCGCCUCUAUAUCCUUGUAAAUGCGUUGAUUUCACGUCUCAUUAGCAAACUCUGUACCUUACACGUGUUUUCGGGGCUUUUCGACGUCCAAAUUCUCCUUUGUCUCGCCGCCUUUGUUUCAUUCUUUUUUUUGGCCUUCUGUUCGCUCCGAUUUAGGAAGAUUGAUCCUUAUCCGAAUCGAUGGGUCUCGCAUGCUUUCUUGAUAGAUACCAUCGCUUAAAAACGCGUUGGUCAAGCAAAAAGGAAUUUUGAGGUUUAUGAGAAGUAUGAGAACUUCGCACCGAUUCCACAGAUUAGAGCCAUUUUCGGAAUUUUUAUUUCAGAAGGGAGGUAAUUUUUCUUUGGCUGGGAUUUCCUGAGAAUUGGCCAGAACACUUCUUGAUUCUCCAAAAUAAGAUUCUGAGAGUCUCAACCUGCACAACUUCCUAGUAGAAAAAUAAGGGGUCAAAGCCUAAAAAUGGCCUAUUUUACAGAAAGCUUUCUUUGACUUUUUUAAAAAUCUAGGAAGUUUAGGACUCUCAGAAAGUUUAGCUGGUACAUCAAGGAGUGCUCUGGCGAAUUUUUCAGAAAAUUCUGAACCGCAAACUAAAAUGAUUUCCCGUGUUAGACAUUUUUUUAUUAUUAUUUUUUUUUGAAUUUAGAAUCGUCUCUUCAUGCUUACAACUCUUCACAAAGCUUGCUAGUGAAAAAAACAAGGGAAACAAAAAUUUGAAUCUUUUUUUCAUAAGACCAGAGAAAGAAAAACCAUAAGCUUUUUACAUCUGGAAAAACAGAAUUUUUUUCAUUAAAAUGCCCUUUUUAAGAUUCAUUUCUCAGAUUUCUGAGACGGAACUCAAAGAGCUAACACAGAUAAAAAAAUUCUACUUAAACAUUUUUUUAUCGGAAAAAAACUCAAUAUUUUUUUAUUUUUUUACACGAUUUUUUUCGUCGAGUUAUAAGUCUUUCGGAGCAAAAUCUAGCUGUUGGAAGUUUUUUCCGCCUUUUCAAAUGAAAACCUCAAUUCCAGGGAUAUUAUGGAGAUAUUUUCGAGUUUUUCGGGCUUCAUUCAUUUUUGAAAAUUCUAAUUCUCUCUCGACAAGCUGAACACUACCGUAAUGACCAAAAAAGAAAGUCUAAUCUUGAAAUUUGUGAAAAAUGAUUUUCGGCGUCUUCACUAAGGUCCAUAAAUUUAACCCGACGACGCGGAAAUAGUUUCAAUAUGGCGCUUUUUUUCCCAUCGACACAUUUAGAUCGCGAGAUAGACCGAUUAAUAAAGGUGGAGACCAACGGGUUCAGUUUCAUCCGAUAAGCCAGUUUUCGAAACGAUUUUCUCGCCACUGAGUGUAUGUAGUAUGAUCAUGAGGCUCAGAAAAAAAAUGAAGUACUUUUUUCCGAAAUGAAAAUUUAGGUAAAUCAGUAGUACUUUCUUGGAGUUGUGCAACUGGUUUUCACAGUUUUUUUUUGGCUUCUUUUCUCGAUAGAUUUUAGUGUCAAAUUCUAUACCAAAAAUCAAAAUUUCAAGUAAAUGAACUUAUUCUAAACAGUCUGUUUCGAAAAAAACUCCAACGAAUGAUUUUUUUGAUACAGCUAGGAGAAAUGGGUAGAUAUGGACUCGAAAGUAUAUGAAAAAAAGAUUUUUUUCUUCUGAAAAAUUGAUUUUGGAAUGAAAAAAAUUAAUCACUUUGUAAGUAUUGUAUCAAUGGGGACAAUAUUAUCAGAAGGUCAUUUUUUGCCGUUGAAAAUAAUCUUCUAUUGUUUUUCCUCCUUGGAAGGUCACUAGGAGUUUCCUUUUUUGGAAAGAAAGAUCGAAAAAUGGAUCAUUCGAUCAAAAAAAUUGCUUUUUAUGUGGUUGAAAAUGGACAUUUUUUGCUUCUUUCCUCAUAAAAACUUUCAAAAAAUCGAUCAUUUGAUAAGUUUUAAAAAAGGCAAUUUUUAUGCGAUUGAAAGUAGACAUUUACUUCUUCUCCACCUUUGAGGGUCAUUAAAAGUUUUCUUUUUCAGAAAGACGCAUCAUUUUAUAAAAAAAAUCCAUUUUAAUGCGGUAAAAAUGGACGUUCUUUGCUUCUCCUCCCAUCAAAAAGAUUUAAAAGAUCGAAAGAUGGAUCAUUUGAUAAGUCUUAUAAAAGUCCAUUUCCAUGAAAUCUGCUUCUCCUCCCAAAACCACUUUCAAAAGACGGAUCGAAAGAUGGAGUGAUUAAUAAAGGAGUCAACCAACGGGUUCACCAUCAUCGGAAGCCCAUCAAUCCACACAUUUCGCACUUCGAGACCUUUUUUUAUUUGGUCUUCCCCGCAGACUCGUUAGAGGGAAAGAAAGAGACAUUUUUCGGCGGAACACACGACCCGCGUAUCUUCUUAUCAGUCCGGAUUUCGCUGCGGCGAUCAUCUUGUCGGUUUUGCGUACGACAAGCAACAAUGAAUUAUCACUUGUUGCGGCGGCGCCGGAGAAUGUCGCUUUGUCGGUUUUGCGUGUCGGGUCAAGGGACUUGGAAAGUGCGGACGGUUCUGGGAUAGUAUCACAGUCGGCAGGGUACCAUAAUGUGUCCACAAAGGUACCUCUCAAAAUUGGUCGUGAAGAACUCAUAAUAUGCCCAUCGUGAGACCUCCAGCAUACCUUUUAGGAGCACAGGCGAAUCGAGAAGGUACCAUAAUGGGUCCAUCGUGAGACCUCCGGCAUACCUUUUAGCUGUAUCUGAUCCAUCUCCCUCAAGUCCCUCUCAUUCUGCUCAAAAUCUUCAGAGGUAUACUCGUGGUACCAUCGAUAGACUUUAGAGCCUGCGAUGUACCUCAGAGGGUAUCGCGAUACCCUUUCUCGAUUCGUCUAUAGUUGAUUUGAGUCAUUUUUGGAUGUGUUACUGGAAAAAAAGUGAUAUAAGUACAUCUAUUCCUCACUUCAUACAUUGGAACCAGAUGCGCCCCGGAUUCCGAACAUUUCUAGGGACCACUUCAGUGGCGUCAGCAUUUCUAAGUGAUCUCUAGAGUUGCUCUGGUAUCCGUUACCGAUGUUCGAUCAAAGGGAUAAUAGGGAUGUCUAUUUUAAAGAGGCUUAUUUACAAUUCCUGAAGGUUUUCUUUUCAUUAAGACUUCUCUUAAAGCUUUUUGGCCCGAGUUUAGCUUGGUUUUUUGACGUCUGUCUACCAAAAAGUGUGUAAAAUCCUUUUGCAUAUUUUUUUGACUGGAAAAGGUUUCUUUUACCGUACGAUUUACGGCUAACAAAAAAAAAGUUUCUACGCGUUUAAAUUGGUUUUUAUCAAAAGAUAAAUCUUUUUGUAUAAGUAAAUGAAAGUUAACUGAUAGUUCCACGCAUAAAAAGUGUACGGAUAUUUUAGGAUCAAUCGAUUUUUCCCGAAAUUGGUGAAGAAAAACGGGUUUUCAGGUCGAUUUGAACGAAACGGCUACAGAAGAGCUCCUGGACAAAUGGAUGAGUCAGGCCGUUUCGGGGCUCAUGGCCGCGUUCGCUUCAAGGCGGUAAGAGUGAAUCUGAAAAGUUUUCCGCCAUCGGAUCUGCCGGAUCAAAAAUUUCACCAUUAACUCAAAUAGGAACUUGGAGAAACCAAAAAAAAUUUUUUAGCACUACGUCGCAUUUUUUUUUGCGUUCAUUCCGGUGUCGCUUUAAAAAAAGAAAAUUUGCUAAGGAAACUGCAGAAAUGCGCGAUGUCGCCGGCGGUAACGCGAAAGUUCUGCUUUGUAUCCUUACUGAUCUUGCAUUUCCCUAGAAUGCGUUUUGAACAUUUUCAAAUUUUUAAUAAGUGCGGAAAAAAGCGACAUCGCGCCUAAAGAAAUGCGAGUCCGGCGCGAUGAAAAGAAUUAAACGCGAUGUCGCUGGCGGUAGCGCAAAAGUGCUGCUUUGUAUUCUCGCCAGUCUUGCAUUUCCCUUGGCGCGAUAUCUCGUUUAGAAAUUUAGUGCUGGAAAAAUGCAACAUUGCGCCUUAAAAAGGCGAGUUCGGCGCGACGAAAAGAGUUAAUCGCGAUGUCGCUGGCGGUAUCGCAAAAGUGCUGCUUUUUUUCUCGCAAGUCUUGCAUUUCCCUUGGCGCGAUAGCGCGUUUUGAAAAUUUUCAGAUUUUUUGCGCGACAUUGCGCCUGAAGAAAUGCUAGUCCGGCGCGAUGUCGCGUUUCUUUAGGCGUUUAACUACCGAGCUUGUCGGACUAGGCAUUUUAGGUGCGAGAGAAACGCGACAUCACGCCAUCUUCAUUUUUAAACUGAAAACUUGAAAAGAGAAUAUCCUUACAGUUUGGAGCACGUCGAUGAAGACGCCCGGGAAGCGUUGCGAAUUUGCUCGAAAGCUGCCCUGGACGUUCCGGCUCAUGCCCGAUGUGUCGUCAAGUUGAUGGACGCCCAGAAGAAAGUCAUCAAAGUUCAGAAAGGUCAUUAUCAGGAAUUUUUAUGUUAAGUUACACCUGAGGAUCUAUAAGCAAUUACCUUCCAACCAAAAUCUUGCCAGACCUUUUUUGGGCUUUUUUUGGGUGCGAUCCAGCCAACGUAUGAUGAGUAAACUUAUUUUAGCUACACAUUAAUACUCAUAUGAAGUUGAUUUUUUUCAGAACAUCCACACGCCGAGCUGAAAAGGAAGCCCGAGAAGAAGAAGGAAGACGUCGAAUGGGUCGGCGGCUUUGGAAUGGCGCGAGCCAAACGAGAAACUCACUUCGAGAAGCUCAAGCCCAAGGUGCUCCUUAGUCACUUGAGCUCGAAAAAUAAUGCAAAAUGGAUGGAUUUGUAAAAAAAAAGACGGUUCAAAUAUUGAAAUUUGCAAAAACGUCUUUUGACUAUUCUGAGCGCUUUUAAAACCGUAGAAAGUUUGAAAAAAAAGCGAGAAUUUUCCACAUUUUCAAAGCGUUCGGAGCAUAAGGAGAGCCAUUCCAAAUGCGACCAUUUUUUGGCAUUUUUUGAGGAGGGCACGCAGAGAUCCGUUCAAAAUGCAAAAGUUCAUUUCUCCGCUUUCUUACAUCAUGAGAGCCAUUCCAAAUGCGGCCUUUUUCUGGUUUUUUUUUUCGAAAAAUGCACCCAGAGAUCCGUUCAGAAUGUAAAGUUUCAUAUCUCAGCUUUCUUGGAUCAUGAGAGCCAUUCCAAAUGCGGCCUUUUCUUCCUUUUUUCCAUCAUGAAAGCCAUUCCAAAUGCGGCCUUUCUCAAAAUAUAAAUUCGUCUUCCAACCUUGACCUUUCGCAGAUCGUGAACCGCCCAUCUUACACCUUGAAGUCGGCUUCCGAUGGCACAAUUAUGACGAAAGUCGCUCGGAGUCUGUCGAAAACUGUCCGAGCUAUCAAGAACAAGGACAGACCUGAGGGGUUCGUCUGGGAGAAUCUGGACCAGGAAAUUCGCCAAUUUUUCAGGUGGCGAGAAGCUGUCGGUAGGGUGAAGAAGCUCGGCGACACGGCCAAGCAGGAGAAAAAGAAGCGCGACGCGAUGAAGAAGAGGCUGAAGCAGAUGAUCGAUAACACGCCGCCCGAUUUGAUUGACCCCAGGAAGCCGAUUGCUCUUCAGGAGGUAUGUGGUCCGCUCUCAGAUUGUGAUGGACAUGCUGAACUUGAAGCGGAACAGGCUUGUGCGAAGGCCGACCCACCAACUUAUCGCCCCCAGUCAUUUUCUAAGCCCGACCCGACCCUGCCUGAACGAGUCCUCAAGCACAAAAAAAUAGAAGCUUGGUAG